Molecule: messenger RNA, 435 nt
Organism: Rotaria socialis
Lineage: Eukaryota; Metazoa; Rotifera; Eurotatoria; Philodinida; Philodinidae
Source: the annotation of a GenBank genome assembly
AUGGGAAGAAAGGCUGUUAGUAUUGAUACAAAGAAGGGAAUCAUACUUUUACGCGAUACUCGUAUGUUCCAACAUGAAAUUUCAAAGAAAUUAAAUGUUUCUCGUCAUGGCGUGCGUCAAACUAUUCGCAAGUUCAACAGGCUUCAUACCACAUCUACAAAACCUGGAGCUGGACGUCAUUCCAAAGUAACACGUCGCCAAAAACGCGCCAGCAAACUGCAACAACUUCGCGACGAUACUCUUUCAUUGAAUGAUCUCGUUCGUUAUGUUCAAACAAGUUUGAACUUAAAUAUCAGUCGUCAAACAGUGAGCCGUGUCCUACAUGAAUUCGGUUUGGUUUCGUACGUCUCACCAAGAAAACCGAAAAUAACGCAUCAGCAAAGAUGUUAUCGACUCUUUUGGUCUUGGGAUUUGGUCUUCUAUUACGUACAAUGA